This is a messenger RNA of Athene cunicularia (burrowing owl), 1858 nucleotides long. It is a transcript of the gene ASMTL, whose product is annotated as acetylserotonin O-methyltransferase like. The record is from RefSeq and is a predicted model, not a curated record. The transcript has 13 exons. Gene Ontology annotation, molecular function: O-methyltransferase activity; nucleoside triphosphate diphosphatase activity. Bases 1 to 1821 code for a protein of 606 amino acids. NCBI's taxonomy places the organism in Eukaryota, Metazoa, Chordata, Aves, Strigiformes, Strigidae.
AUGUGUCUGCUGGGUGUGGGCCUGCGUUUUGAGGUGGUUCCAUCCUGGUUUAAGGAGACACUUGAAAAGUCAUCUUUUGCAGCUCCUUAUGAGUAUGCUGUGGAAACAGCAAAACAGAAGGCUCUUGAAGUAGCAAACAGAAUGCAUGUAAAACACCUGAGAACACCUGAUGUUGUCAUAGGAGCAGACACUAUUGUGUCUGUGGAUGAGCAGAUCCUGGAGAAACCAGUUGAUAAGCAAGAUGCGUACAGGAUGCUGUCAAGGUUGAAUGGGAAAGAGCACAGUGUUUUUACAGGAGUGGCUAUUGUACAUUGCAGCAGUAAAGAUAAUCAGCUAGAGACAGAAGUCACUGAUUUCUAUGAAGAGACUAAAGUAAAAUUUUCUGACCUGUCUGAAGAGCUCUUAUGGGAGUACAUUCAUAGCGGGGAGCCAAUGGACAAGGCUGGUGGAUAUGGAAUCCAGGCCCUCGGUGGAAUGUUAGUUGAGUAUGUCCAUGGAGACUUCUUGAAUGUAGUGGGAUUUCCUCUGAAUCACUUCUGCAAAAAGCUAGCAGAACUGUACUAUCCACCCUCUAAACAUAAUGUACAACAUAAAAAAUAUGACUCUAUUCCUUCUGUGGACACUUUUGAGAACCUCAGUGAUGGAGAAAAUGAUUCUUCAAAUUUCACAGAGCACAAAGGUGCUAGUAAGUUGGACAGCAGUGGAAUGUGUUCCUCAGAAGCUAUUUAUAAUUCCGAAAACAGUUCUAGUGUCAGAACUGGUUUUAUGGUACCUUUGGAAAAUCAGAAUGGAGUGUCAGAAAGUGCACCAAAACUUCCAUCUAAAAUUCUAGACCUGAUGGAUGGUUUUAGAGCUUCAAAGGCUCUGUUUGUAGCCUCUAAGCUGAAGAUCUUUGAUAAUCUGAAAGAUAAAGGUCCACUGAAGGCUGUGGAUAUUGCAAAUGAGAUUGGAGCCUCUGUGUGUGGAACCGAAAGACUCCUUGAUGCAUGUGCUGCGCUUGGAUUACUGGAGAAAACACCACAAGGUUACAGUAAUACAGAUUCAGCAAAUGCCUACCUGACUUCAGAUGGUGAAUACUCGCUUCAUGGCUACAUUAUCCAUUCUAAUGACCACCUUUGGCCACUCUUCACAAACUUGGAGUCUGCUGUCAAAGAAGGCAGCAGACAGAACCAUAGAGCCUUUGGAAAGAAAGCAGAUGAUUUAUUUAAGGACUAUUAUCACAGCCAGGAGGUGAAGCAGCGUUUUAUGGCUGCCAUGCACAGCAUUGCCCACCUGACAGCCAGAGAUGUGGCUACAGCAUUUGAUCUUUCACGAUUUAAAUCUGCUUGUGAUUUAGGAGGUUGCACUGGAGCUCUGGCUCAUGAAUUAGUACAAAUAUACCCAAAUCUCAAGGUCACAGUAUUUGACCUUCCAGAAGUCAUUGCAAACACCUCUUACUUUCAGCCAUCAGGACAACACAUGGCUCCGGUGACAUUUGCAUCGGGUGACUUCUUCAAGGAUAAUCUUCCAGAAGCAGAUCUUUACAUCCUUUCACGUGUUCUUCAUGACUGGCCUGAUGAAAAGAUACAUGUGCUGUUAAGCAGGAUAUCAGCUGUUUGCAAACCAGGCUGUGGGAUUUUGCUGGCUGAAAUGGUGUUGGAUGAUGAGAAGAAGAACAGGAGCACAGUGCUACUGCAGUCUUUGAACAUGCUUGUGCAGACAGAGGGAAAGGAGAGAAGUGGCUCUGAAUAUCGAGGCUUACUGGAACAACAUGGAUUCACAAAUGUCAAAAUCAGGUUAACAGGAAAUUUGUUGGAUGUCAUUCUCUGUGCUAAGAUCUAGAAAAAAUGGAUCUAGUAGUAAAAUCGGCAAGUCUCUA